AUGGGCAGAGGAGCACCACCUCCAGCUUUAACCGCUUGCAUCUACUACCAUAAGAGCUAUGAGCAGAUCAAAGAGAAGUCGACGUUGACCAUUGAGGAGAUGGAGAGCUUUGGCCAAGGGCGGUACAUGCACAUGAGGACAUCAGCAGCACAUCUACAGUUUACCCACCAGUAUCACCUGAGAGAAAGCGGCGGUAUCGGGUAUGAGCGCAGACGAGCUGAGCUGGAGGGGAACAGAGAAGCGAGAGAAGCUGCAGCUCUGCAGGUUCUGAACACACAGCUGGGACAGGCUCCAGCACCCCUACUGGGUGGAGGAUCAGUUGUCCUGGCCCUUCUGGCUGGAGGUUUGUGGAUAGGUCUGCUGUACUACUGCUGCUAUGAGUACUAUGCUGGUUAUGUCCGAUUAAAGCUGAACACAGACAUGCGGGACAUUGCAGGCUUCUACCUCAGCAGGCCAGAUAACUGCUUCUGGGUCGCUGAGGCUAAAAUCAACAGCCGACCUCAGAUCAUAGGUAUAGUGGCUGUGGAGGGCAAAGAACUUCCAGACAGCGGGCAAAAGUAUGGAGAACUUUUCCGAAUGAGUGUAUCGUCCACAUCUCGCCGCACUGGCCUCGGCUGGCGACUCGGUCAGACGGUCAUAAACUUUUGUAAAGAGCGAGGGUUCUCGAAGAUUGUGCUUCAGACUACUUCUAAACAGUCAGCAGCUGUGGCUCUUUACUAUAAGAUGGGCUUUAAACCUGUGCGAACUCAUAAGCAGGCUCCUUGGUGGGGCCUCCGGCUGGUUGGAGUUUCAAUUCUGAGGAUGGAGAAAAUCCUACAGGCAUUUGAUGGGAUGUAGAU
Messenger RNA from Pygocentrus nattereri (red-bellied piranha), 839 nucleotides. RefSeq names its product probable N-acetyltransferase CML1. Gene Ontology annotation, molecular function: N-acetyltransferase activity. NCBI's taxonomy places the organism in Eukaryota, Metazoa, Chordata, Actinopteri, Characiformes, Serrasalmidae. The transcript has 4 exons. The coding region runs from base 1 to 837 and encodes 278 amino acids. The record is from RefSeq and is a predicted model, not a curated record.